AAAAAAAAAAAAAUAAAAGGGGGGAAAAUAACGAAACAAACGAACAAAAUAAGACAUAUGCAUUAUAUCUGGGUGGUGCGCGGAGCUAGGAGCUUAAUUGACGGUGAACUACAAUGGGAUUGUGAGGCUGCAAAGCUCGGAAGCAGAGUGAAAGAGAGGAACAGAGAACGGAAACAGAGAAAAGGAUCAGCCCAGCAGUGACGGUGCAUGCUGUCCCUCAGUUUGGUCUGUUCUGUUGUGAGAGAGAGACAAAAUGCGCAAUAAACUAAGAGCGUGCACGAAGCCUGGGGUCUUUCUCUUGGCUGAUGGCAGGACUUCCUUUCUAAUGCUGGCUCUGUUGGCAGUUGCUGUCCACGGCAGCUGGCCCGAUGGACAAAUGGAGGUGGUCCAGGACUUGAGGAACCAGUUGGAAGCUUCCAUGCAGUCAUCAGUGCUCACAGACAUAGAAGAGAUGGCCACUGCAGGGGUAGUGCAACCUGCUGGUAUCCCAGACUCAUCUGCAGUCGUGGGCAGGGUAUUUCAGAUGAAGGUUCCCAUAGAAACCACGGAUGCCAAUAUGGUAAAGGUAACCGAGGCUGGCAAGGACAGCUUGCCUUCUUGGCUACACUGGGAUCCCAAAAGCCAUAUGUUACAAGGACUUCCUGUGGAGGCAGAUAAGGGUGUCCAUUACAUCUCUGUCUCGGUUGUGGAGUUGAUGGCUAAUGGGAGCCAUGUUACUCAAACUCCUGAUGUUUUCUCCAUUGAGGUCCAUCCAGAAGAACAUGCUGAUGAUCCUAUCCAACUGGCAAUCCAAUCUGCCAAUGAGGUUCAACCUUUCAUCUGCGGUAAUGAGGAUCCCGUGACUGUUCUGACAGUUAUACUGGAUGCGGAUUUAACAAAAAUGACAUCAUUGCAAAGAGUGGAGCUCUUGAGUAAGAUGAAGAAAUUCUCCGAAGUUAGUCUUCAACAUAUGAAGCUCCUGCCUGUUGUCAAUAACAGACUCUUUGACAUGUCUGCGUUCAUGGCUGGGCCUGGGAAUGCAAAAAAGGUGGUGGAAAAUGGAGCAUUGCUGUCCUGGAAACUGGGCUGUGCCCUUGAUCAGAGUAGCGUUCCUGACAUCAGCAGCGUGCAAGUGCCAGCAAAAGAAGGAACUAUGUCAGCACAGCUGGGUUACCCAGUUGUAGGUUGGCAUAUUGCCAACAAAAAACCCCAUGUUCCCAAAAGGAUCAGACGACAGCUUUAUGCCACCCCCACACCUAUCCCCUCAGCACUGCCUCCAACAACACCUCCUCCUCAACCACCCAUUCACAUAGUGCCAACCCCUACCUCUCCAUCCAUUGCUCCUACCACUGACACUACUGCCCCUCCAGUGAGAGGUCCUGUCCCCCUACCUGUAAAGCCUACGAUCAGAACAAGAGAUCCUAUUGCUCAUACUCCUACCUUAGGGCCUAUUCAGCCUACAAGAGUCUUGGAAACCACAAGUACAAUACCUAUACAACCCACUAUGACGAGACCUGUUUUUGUGGAGGCCACUGCCACUCCAACAUCAUCAACCAUUACUACCAGGAGGCCAAAAACACCUUCUUCCACAAAGAAACCCAGAAAGCAAAAGACAUCCACUCCAGUCCCCAGAGAAAGAAGCACCACCACACCCAAGACUCCCAAAGGUCCCCCAUCUGUUAGCCUACCAGAUACUAGUAACACACCACCACAGCUACGAAAUCACAUUGAUAAGGUGGAUGCCUGGGUUGGCACUUACUUUGAAGUGAAGAUUCCUUCAGAUACAUUUUAUGAUCACCAGGAUGGCACAACAGAUAAGUUGCGUUUGACCCUAAGGAAGAACCAGAAGGAAACAGUUGAGGAUAGUUCUUGGAUACAGUUCAAUAGCACCAGCCAGCUCAUGUAUGGCUUGCCAGACACACCCCAUGUGGGAAAACAUGAAUAUUUCAUGCAUGCGACUGACAAAGGUGGCCUGACUUCGGUGGAUGCUUUUGAGGUUCAUGUGCACCGUUGGCCUCACAAUGACAAGCCACCUGUCCUUUUUGCAGCUCGGUUCCGUGGGGAGCCCCAUAUGGUGACUAAUGAUGUGCACAAGAAGAUUCUCCUCAUUAAGAAACUUGCCUACGCAUUUGGAGAUCGUAACAGCAGCACUGUAACUCUGAAGAACAUCUCAAAGGGUUCCAUUGUGGUCGAGUGGACCAACAAUAGUUUGCAGCAGGACCCUUGUCCAAAAGAACAGAUUCAGGCCAUGAGCAAGAAGAUUUCAGACACCCAAGGCAAACCCACCCUCUCCUUCAACAAUGUCAUGGAGCCAGACUUUAAGCCCAUUAACAUCACUGUCAAGGGGACAGGAAGUUGCAGAAAUUACAUGUUUGUACCACCUGGAAUAAUACAAAUGCCUGUUCCCCCUCCUGCUACGCCUGCAGGAGGUACAGGUCGCCAGAGCACCGAUGACGUGUACUUGCACACAGUCAUCCCAGCAGUGGUGGUAGCUGCCAUUCUUCUAAUUGCUGGCAUAAUUGCCAUGAUCUGCUAUCGAAAAAAGCGGAAGGGAAAACUCACAAUUGAAGACCAGGCCACCUUUAUUAAGAAGGGUGUGCCAAUAAUUUUUGCUGACGAGCUGGAUGAUUCAAAACCCCCACCUUCAUCCAGUAUGCCCCUCAUCCUACAGGAGGAGAAGCCUCCUCUACCACCCCCAGAGUACCCCAAUAUGGUCAGCCCAGAAACCACCCCUCUUAACCAGGACCUUCUGGGCGAGUACACUGCUCUGCGGGACGAGGAUCCUAACGCACCCCCUUAUCAGCCUCCCCCGCCCUUCACUGCCCCUAUGGAAGGGAAAGGCUCUCGUCCAAAGAACAUGACACCCUACAGAUCGCCACCUCCCUACGUGCCACCAUAACAUCUGGGGGAACCUCCAGGAGAGGAGGAGAAGGGAACUUUGCAGUUCCACACCAGUGUUGUCUGUUUGGAAAGUUGGGAGGGAAGGGUGGGGGAGGUAUAACAAGGGAGGGAGGGCUAGGUAUGGCUGCAAAGGGGUUAAGGAAGGAAAAACUCUAGAUGGUAGCCUGCAAGUGCUUUCGUCAAGAACUUAGUCCCUUCCAAUGAUGGCUACAACUGAAACGGCAUACCAAGAGGUACACCCACCCCAGCGUUUUUUGUCCCCCCCGUUUCUUUUUGUUUGUUUUAUGGACUUCAAAUCAAAACCCUUCUUGCCUAACAGCACUCUUUUUAUUGUAUGAACUCUUUAUUUUUAAAUAAUACAAGACAAUAAAAACCAAACAGACUGCAGACUUAAAUGUUUUGUUACAAAAAAAACAUAACCUUGGGGGACAUGUACUGACCAGCAGGCAGCACUGGGGUUGGCGUUCAAUUCAAUAAGGUUUGCCUUUAACACUAAUUGUACUGUUUUUAUCCUUAUUCACAUGUGUCUAGCAAAAAGAAGCAUAACAAGAGGUAGCCUAAAAAUGAGACUUAAAGAAUUUUUUUUUUUCAUUUAAUCCACUGUAUAUCUGAAAAAAAUGUUCUGCUAGAUUUUAUUUUGUUGGUAAGUACCAGAUUGAAAUAACCUGCAGGAAACCUUUUAUAAAAAAAAACUAUGAACAGGGUUUGUCAUUUAAAUAUUUUUUUUAAAAUGGCAGGCUCAUAGUGUCUGCCCACCUGCCAACCCUGGAAAAAAAGCUAAUUUUGAAAUCAUCUGUCAGAAUGCACAUGGCCAUUGGUUUCAUAUUGUAUAUUGGUGCCAUUUUUAUUCCUGAUAUAAAGUGUUACACAAAAAGUGUCUUUGUACCCAGUUGUAUGCCUGUGUAAAUACCUGCAUCAAUAUUGAAAAAUAAGCUGAGCAGUUGUCCAAUAAAAAAGCUUCCUGCAGGUUAUUUUGGAAAGUGGGUUAUUAUUUUUUUUUAUGUAGAGUGAUGCUCUUGUUCUCACAUUAAAAAAACAGUGCAGUAGUACUAUAAUAAGCCUGUGCGAUUGAUCCAUAGCUUUGAAAUCACGGUUCCAGGCACAUGAAUCACUGAAGGCGAGAAGGGGGGGAAUGAAAUGGGUGUUUCAUAAGUGAAAUCAUCAAAAAAAAGAAAAUGAUUAAAAAUUCUCAAUCUAAUUUUUUUACUAAAUUUUUGAUACAGCCUCAAAUUGUUUUAUUAUAAGAGGAAAAAUAGCAUACAGCAAUUUGUAAAAGCUUAGCUUCAUAGGUAAAAUUGAUUCACUGUAUAUCUCUUCUUUCGUCUCAUUGGUCACUCUUUUUUUCCUAAGGUGAAUUUUAGUUCUUAAUGGCCUUUACAAUUUGUUAUCCUUGGGUUAUAUAGUGUUUAUGUUCUCACCUUUUGAACAGUGGCUUUCUCCCACAUUUUAAUUUGAAUGUCUUCUGGAAUGUCUGAUAUUGUCAGCAGAUUCCAUUUUUUUCUUUCUUUUGAAAGUUACCCUUUGCAAUAAUGUUUGGCGCAGUCUUGAGUUGGCGAAAGUCAGGUUGGCAAUGUACAAAGCCAUACUGGGUGGUGCUAAGUGUCUGGUAAUGUGCACUGUUGUGCAUAAAUUUAAGAAGUGAAUGGCUGGAUGUGGCAACCCUUCAUAAUGCCUGUUAAAGGUCCAAAAAUUACUUAUCAUAGCUCUUUAUCUAAUAGAAAAGGUGUGUACUAAUUUUAUACAAUAAUAGUUUAAAUCUCAUUAUAGAGUGUCUAUUUUUAUUUUUUAAAUUAUAGUGAAAUGCUUCCAUUGACAUUGAUAUUUGUGUUAAUAUUCACCAGGGCUGUGAUAUUUUGCAGUUUCCCCAAACCUAUGUAAUAUUUAAGGUUCGCUGCAAUGCUGACUUUAUUUUCCAGUGGCUGAUCAAAACCAGUCACUUCAUAGUGGGUUUCUGCAUGAAGUCCCAACUCUGAGAUUGUCUACUGAUGAAUAAGCUCUGAACUGUCAUGUUCCUUUGUUUUUUGGUUGUUUUUCUCACCUUCUGUAAAAAAGAAUUUAGUAGAAAAGCUACUUGAAAGCUCAUGGUGAGUUCUGGCUUUCAGAAACGUUUAUGGAUGAUAAUGGAGAGGGUUGCAUGUUAGUGUUUUAGUCCUGGUGCUUGUAGUGGAUCCUGAAGAUCAAUCUGCAAUAUAAAUUGUUUUUGUGUGCACAGGAAUGUGAAAUAUGUGCAGCAGAACAAGAAAAAGUUUUAUUAAAUACCCCACCAAAAAUAUGUUUUGCAUAUCAACUUUGCAGUUACCCUUGCACAGGUGGACUACUCAGACUUACCCAUCAAAUGACAUUCACUGCAAAAGCCAGGGUUUUAAUUGUGUUUCUUCACAAAAUACUGAUUUUUUUAUAUACAAACAAGAAUAAAUUAAAACUAGGAUUAUUUGUUAGUGUUCCAAUACUGUAUCCAGUGUUCUUUUUUUUUUUUUCUCCUAUACACCGUUUUCCUUGCGUGUCAAGUUAUUCACCUGAGGAACGGGGUUAAUUUCUAAGCAAUGGAAGUUUUUUUUUUUUUGGAAGUGACCUUUUAUGCCUCUGAACAGUGUGCAACAGCUGUGUGCCUAACUAAAUUCAGUGCUUAAUCCUAAAGGAUAACCACAAAUUCCAACAGAUUCCUCCUGGUUUCUUAGAGCUCUCAUUUGUCCUAUCCACCCUCUGUAGAACCAGAGUGCAUUACAUCGAACAAGAUAAUGGCAUGUACUUGAAUUUUUGAGUUAAGAAAUGGGAACAGGAACUCAACAACAGUGUAUUUAUCUUUAUCACAAAACAAUCUUGACUUGUCAAUCAUAUACUUUGAUACAGAAAGCAACGCAGAGAACACAGGACAAUUCAAAACACCAGGUGGUGAAAAUAGUUUUGUGUGGGUUGAAAGGUUCAGACUGAAUUGCUGUUUUGAAGUUCAGGAGUAUCUGUAGCAGGUUAGAUUCAGGAACAGUAUCCCCCCUUAUCUGCAAUAAUUGUGCACCGAGCAGCACUGCUAAGAUUGUACCGCUAAAAUGUUAAGUUGAAACCUGGCACCUGGUGUAUAUCUGAGGGAAAUUCGUCAUGGUGCUUAUUACCUUAAGACAGCAGCUAUAUCCUUGUCCUUCUGACAUUCUUUUGUUGUUUUGGGUUUUUAUUUGCCAAUAUAAAUGUGUGGAUUCAUGAAAUCAUCACAUCGGCCUUACAUACAUAGCUCCCCGCUGUGCUUUGAAGUGUUGAAGUGUUCGAAGGGGCAGACAUUUUGUUGGCAAUAGAAAGCUUAUGAGAUAUUUACUUUUUACAGUAAUGGUGUUAUUAAUAAUGACAAAAAAAUCCUUAUAACUGGAAUAGGAGGAUAUUAUAUAUGUAUGAAGAAAGAAAAGUAUUUUUUAAAUGUAAAUGUUUUGUAUGUCUUCAGAAAGUUAUAUUAGACCACACUUUUUUUCUCCUUUAAGUUUGUAGUUUCAUGAUUAUCCCCCCCCAGACACACCUUUUUGUAAGUGCAUGUUAUUGAAGCUAGGCCAGUCACAAAGAUGGGUUCACUGUUCUACAAUGAGAGACUUGGCUUAGCUGCAUUGAUGUGGUCCAUCUUCACGUUGGUUCCACAAUGUGGUCAGCGGACACGAUAGCCAAGCCUGAUGAUAAACAGGUAGCACAAGAAACGUUUGCGUGAGUCUAGAAAGCCUGACUACUGUCCAUCACCAUGGCAACUUAACUAAAACGGGGUAAAAUGACUGCUUUGGUAAAGAAUACAAAAAUGAAUCUUUAAAAAAUGCAAACGGCAUUUGUUUUCUUUUUACUGUUUUUAAUAGCAUUGUUUUAUUUAUGCCACUAGACACUGUAUGUUGAACUCUUGUAUUAAAAAGUGUUUUCACCAA
Messenger RNA from Lepisosteus oculatus (spotted gar), 6767 nucleotides. RefSeq names its product dystroglycan 1 (gene dag1). Gene Ontology annotation, biological process: morphogenesis of an epithelium; muscle attachment; nerve development. Gene Ontology annotation, molecular function: laminin binding; calcium ion binding. Lineage: Eukaryota; Metazoa; Chordata; Actinopteri; Semionotiformes; Lepisosteidae. The record is from RefSeq and is a predicted model, not a curated record. Gene Ontology annotation, cellular component: dystroglycan complex; sarcolemma; dystrophin-associated glycoprotein complex.